This is a messenger RNA of Drosophila miranda, 5342 nucleotides long. RefSeq lists its product as uncharacterized. Bases 233 to 5095 code for a protein of 1620 amino acids. Lineage: Eukaryota; Metazoa; Arthropoda; Insecta; Diptera; Drosophilidae. Gene Ontology annotation, molecular function: RNA binding; protein binding. The record is from RefSeq and is a predicted model, not a curated record. The transcript is spliced from 9 exons.
UCGAUUGUCAAACAGCUGUCUGUAGUGUCAAGAACUUAGCGUUUUGGUGCAUUUUUUUUUUUUUUUUUGGAUUUAUGUGAAAUUUUACACAAAAAACGAGGAUAUUCAUAGUAUGGUAAGAGCGCUGUCAGGACCUCCAGCGGUUUCAGCACCUAAUAGUACAAACAAACCUCGGUACACCUGCAAAUUGUGAUAUGAUUCGCAUUGCCUUAAAUAUUACGUUUUCUAAGCCAUGGAUACUGCAGAACCAGAAGCAACAGCACCAGCUGCCCAGUCAAAUGCCGACUCCGGCACAUCGAAAACCGAAAAAACCGACAGUGCUCCCACGGAGCCGUCGUCGUCUGCGGCUGCGUCUGCGUCUGCGUCGGCGCCAGGGUCACGCUACAACAGCCGGCACGGUCGCGAUGGAAAUAAUGCUGGUCGCACAGGUGGUCACUGGGAUUCGACGGACCAUUGGCAGCAAAACAAUCACUACGCGCAGCGAAGGAUAAACGAGCGAUGGAACAGGGACAUGGACAGGGACAGGGACAGUGACUCCUUCUUCAAUCCUCGGUUUUCGAAUAGCAAUAAUCCGUAUCAGCGAAAUCGUCCACCAAACUAUCGCUGGCAGCGCAACGAUUAUUCAGAUAGAUCAUAUUACGGACAAGAGAGGUACUCCAGAUAUGAACGCAGAACAAGUGAAGACCGGCACAAUUGGGGCUACAACCCUACCAGAAAUAAUGGGGGCGAUCAAAUUAGACAGUUCAAUCGAAAUCCCGAAUCAAAAGAACUGAAAGAAACUGAAAUCGAUUGUGAAUCGAAAAGAGCUUCUAAAGCGGGUUUGCAACCUCUGGAAACGCAAAAAAAAUCCAAAGAAAAUCCAGAAAAUAAAGAAAGUCCAUUUAGAGGCCAGUCAAAUCCAAAAGGAGGGGUUUCUAGAUCAAACAAGUGCGAUAUCCCCGCCCGAAGUAAGAAGAACAAUCAAAAUCACAAAUCACAAGAACUGAAACGAACAGAAGUUGAUUGUAAAUCAAAAGGAGCUUCUAAAGCUGAUACUUGCCUUCUGAAAACACCAAGCAAUUUGAAAGAACAGCCAGAAAAUAAAGAGAGGCCAUUUAGUGGCCAGUCAAAUAAAGAAAAAGCAGCAUUGGGAGGGGAUUCUAGUCAAAUCAAAGUCCCCAAACCCAUUGCUACCAGGUGCAGCAAGGAAUUAAGCUUCUCAGGAACCUUCCGCGACCACGAUCAAACUCCAACUAAAGCCAAUGAGAAACCCAGUGAGAAUCCCCCGCCAGCAGCAGAGUCUGAGUCUAGUCAAACAUAUCCCAAGAUCAAAGUACGUCCUUUAACAGAGCUGCUGAACCACGAGAUCCAAGCUGCAACCGAGAAGAACCGCCUAGGACGCACUGCCCCACCCGAAAGACCGCCGAAUCCUUUGUCCUACAGACCUGCCCCCAAAAUUCGCCGACUUACUGUGGCUGGCAGUGGUGCCCUCGAUCCACCGGAUAGUCCUACCUCAAUCAAAAGUCACCUCGCGACCCUAGACAAGGAGAGCCUCAAGUAUAUAAUCAACAACAGUGACACCAUAUACGAGGAGCACCUCAAGUUCCAGGCCCGAAAACGACGAAUGGACGAAAUUGGUCGCCAGCUCAAGAAAUUUGAUCUUGAAAAGCCGAAGGAAAGCCGGGUCACGUUACCGAUUGAAGACGAGAUCGUUGAUGACAUCGACUUACCAAAAGCACUGCUCCAAGAGAUCGAAAAGUGCCUUAGCAUAAGCACUUCAGAGGCUGACGGAAGCAAGUCAAGUCCACAAAAGGAGAAAGUGGCAUUAGAGAAACGAGAAAUCCAAACGGAACCUAGCAUUAAGAGAGGGGAGUGCAGUAAAAAUAGUCCAGAGUCCAAACAGGAACAAGAACAAAACUCUAGCAUUAAGAGCGGGCAGUGCAGUAAAAUUCCAGAAAAAGAAAAGAACUCUAGUCCCACAGAAAAGGAGACCCCAACAGAGACAAUGGCUGGUGCCAAUAAUCUGAUGAGACGGCUCAAAGCCGCCGACGAGGUGAAGACAAUGACCGCAGUGCGUCAAUAUAAUGGCCGUCUCAAUGGCAGCUUACCGCCCCGCGGUCCUUUGCUACCAUUCCCAAAACAAGACAAAAAGUUGAGCAGUGGCGAGAGGCAAGAACGCAAAGUAGGCAUAUCCUCGCCCAAGAAAGCCAAACCAAAAGAUAAAACUAAAGAGAGCACUCCAAAGGAUACCGCUCCAGCCCCCCCAGAAGCCACACUUUCGAUCAAAAAGGAGAUCACAGACUGCGAAAUAAUUCAGCCGACGGGUAAUGCAACAAUAGUUGUCAGCUCUUCCUCUGAUGAAGAUGAGGCUGAAGCUGAAACUGUGGAUAAGCCUCACAACAAGACACAACCGCAGCGGCAGGCAACCGCAGUGGCAAAACCCAACGAUGAAGAAGCUAGUGAUCACUCGACCACUUCUCAAUGCAGCACCGAGUCCUCUAAGCGGCGCUACAGGCAGAGGCUAAAGCUUGAUGCGGCCUAUGUGGUAGACAGUUUCGAGAAGCUGAUUCUGCCGCAUCUCAAGGAAUCGCUAGCAGAGAGAUACAAAAGCCUGAAUAGCGACAGUAUACACACUCGUCUGCACUUCAUAUCCUGCGUUGUGACAUCCAGCGACCACAAUUCCCAAAGCAUCAGCAAAAUGGAAAUAGCCAAAAUGCAAAAUAAUCUCAAGCUGCGAAACAAUCGGCAGGGCAUUGAGUUCCUGCUGCGGCAGAUGGUGCAUGUGGUUAAUCAGCAGAAGCAGCAGGCGGCGGCAAAGCGUUCAAAGGAACAGGAGGCGAAAAAGCUGAGCAAUAGGAUUAGCACGGUGACGAGUGCCGCCUCAGAGAGUGCUGAAUCUGCAAAAGAGCCGCCGCCACAUCAAAGAUCCCUGGGGGAAACUGCAGUGGCACCACCCUCUAGUCAGAGUCCUCGUCAGAGUUCUCCCUCGCCGUCUUCUCGUCAGAGUCCACCAGCAUUGCCUUCUCGUCAGAGUCCACCAGCAUUGCCUUCUCGUCAGAGUCCACCAGCAUUGCCUUCUCGUCAGAGUCCACCAGCAUUGCCUCCUCGUCAGAGUCCACCAGCAUUGUCUUCGCUUCAGAGUCCACCAGGACUUCCCUUUCUUCAGAGCCCACCAGCCUUGCCCCCGCGUCCAAUUAUCCCACCAUUUUCUGUUUAUCCGUCUGGAUUUCUGGAUUCCACAUUGGCUCGAGUCUCCCCAGGCGUCUAUUCCCUGUCCGAAUCCACUGAUCUUCUGGAACUUUCGAAUGACAUGGUGGCCCAUUAUCUUGUCGAAAUCGAUCUUCGUCUCUUGGAGAAUCAGAAUAGACGUAGCCUUCUCGAGGAAAUGAUCAUGAAAUUCCAAAAGGAGAAAUCCGACUUGGAAAUUCACAGCCUGGAGCUGCAAAACCGCAAGUUUCUGCUGCUCAAUUUAGCGAUCUGCAGGAACCAUGGACCAGCAACAGCAUCAUCUUUGAUACUCUCCACGCUUGCUACCCCGGUAACAGCAGCGGCCACAAACUCGCGGCCUCCGAUUGCAGAGAGCCAGGCAGAAGUUUUGGGGGAGUCUUGUAAUAAAAGCGAGGCUUCUUCGAACCAAACACAAGCCAGACGCAAGGGUCGCGUUCGUCGGGCUGUGGUGGUCAAGUACUUGCCCAAGCGUAGGGCAAGAUUCAAUCGUCGGACAGCCAAGAGGAAUGAUAAUUCAGACGAGUUGGUGGCUCAGCUCCAGCUGGAGAUUGCAGCCAAGGAGCAGACUGAAAAAUCCGAGGAGAUCUCACCGAAAAUGCCCAUGCCGUUAAUGGAGCCCGAUGCGGUGAUCAAAGAGGAACCCAUGGAUUUUUGCAAUGCAAUGGAGUCGCAGUCGCCGCCUCCCAUCAUCGCCGAAAAUGGUGCUAGCCCCAACAAACGAUCGGCGGAUCCCAUUCCAGCGGCCGCCUCCAGGCCCAAGCAGUCGCGUAAGAGCAAAACAAUUACCAGUACAGUAUCAGAGUCUAAUCCUACCCAGCAGCCGCUAGCCAUUAUACCACCGCUACCACCACCACCGCCGCCGCCGCCCGAGCCGAACUACAACAUGCCAUACCAGCUGCCACGGAGUAUCCUCAAGGCCCCACCGCCACUACCCACGCAACUGAGACAGCAUACGGUAGAGUCCAACGGGGACAUGGGCUCGGAUCUGGGCUUCAUACGGAAGGGCCGCCUUCACUCGGUCGUCAGUCCGAUCACCCAAAUACGCAUUUAUAAGAACCACAUACUAGCCGCCGCCGAGGAUGGGGAUAUCUACAUCUUCAACCUUCACAAUCACAAGCUCGAGCGUCAGAUCCCGAAGCACGGCGAGGCCAUCACAAACAUGCAUCUGUGCGAGAAGGAGUCAUUUCUAUACACCACAUCAUUGGACGGCUUCCUCAAGAAAUCCUCAUUGGAGAAUCUUGAGAGUGUCCAGCAAACAGUGUACGUCAAGGAGCCAUUGCAAUCUAUUGAUAUUGCCUGGGAUGCCGCAUUUAUUGGCAGUCGCUGGGGCCACAUCUUUGUCUAUAAUGUGGUGACCAACAAAAUGAUAGAAUCCCCUUUGCUCUCCACGGGCCAGUCCAUUAUAGCAGUCAAGGCCACCAAGGAAGGCCACAGGAAGAUCAUCAUACUGGGCUGCAAGGGAAACUUUGUGAAUUUCCACGAUGCGGCCACAGGUCUGUUGCUACGUCGCCUGGGCGUACCCGACGGACUGAACGUCUACAGUUUGCUGCUCAAUGACGGACAUGUCUACUGCGGCACGCAGAAGAACGAGAUCUACAAGUUUGAGUUUGCUAGUGGAAACCUGGUCACUAAGUUAAGCUGUGGUAAUGGGGCCGUGUCCAUGGUCAGCUUCAGGGACAGAUAUUUGCUGAUUGGCUGCUAUGAUGGAUUCAUUUAUGUCUUGGAUAAGCAUAAGGGCUCCCAGGUGGGCCGGUUCGAGGGUGCUGGACGCUUGGUACUGGCCCUGGCCAUAGCGGGCGACAGUAUCGUAACAUCAUCGAAGGACAACUCGUUGGAGGUGCUAGAAAUCCCCCCGGAAAUGCUAAAUGGUGGACAAAAAUGCAAUUAGAUUAAAGAUAAUAUAUAGAUCAGAUUUAAUUUAACAAUUUAACACACACAUCCUCACGCGCACUUUUCGUAUAUAACUUUACAAUCAUACUGAUUUUUCCAUCAGCGAAUAGAUGAAAAUUUUUUUUUUUUUUUGUAUUUUUUUGUACAAUUGGGCAUAAUUGUGUUUAAAUAUGAUUUUCCUUGAAGAACAUUUCUUCCGUCAUGAAUAAUAGUAAUAGAAUAAAAGAAAAAGCGCCAUUAAAAAG